AUCAUAUAUAUAGUUAAUACUAAAUCCAAUAUAAUAAAAAAAAAUAUUCUUUUAUAACUUUAUACGAAAGUUUCUCGGUUAAAAAAAACAAAAUGUCAAUAUAUAAUAUAAUUAAUGACCUCACUUUUACUGAACAGGAAAAAACAAAACUACGCUCCUAUUUCUUUAAACACUCUGACAAAGUAGAUAUGGCAAUGGAAAUUCUGAAUAGUUGUAAUUCGCCUAAAGAGAAAUUUGACUUCAUGAGGGAGACUUUUUUGAAACCUGAGCCUGCGGGUAUGUUAGAUAAAAUAUUUGCCGUUACAAUUGUUUGUGACGCUACUCUUUUUGUUCUUUAUCACGUGCCUGCAUUGACGUAUUGUGACUCACGAAAGUCUUCUUCCUUGUAGAAAACAAAGGAUCUCCUGAGGAUUUAUAUAUUAUCAUAGAUAACUCGAAUUUCUAUAUUGGGGCGUUUAAAUCCAUCUGUCAGAUGGAGGGUCUAAGCGAAAAUUUUCAACUUUUUAUCGACUACGGAAGACUUCUUCGAGUCAUCCAAAAAACUCGUAAUCUAGGUCGCCCUCCAAUUAUCAUUGGUUUCCGACCACCACCUCUUGAUUCCCUAUGGAAUCGCAUUAGAAGGGACGGGUAUGAUAUACAUAUCUAUGAUAAGAUUAUCAUAACAACAAAUAAUGAAACUGUAACAAAAGAGAAAAUGGUUGAUAAUGCAAUUGGGUUCCAUAUUGAUGAAGUGAUAUUUACAAAGACACCUGCGACAAUAGCACUUGUCUCAGGCGAUUGUGAUUAUUUUCGAAAUAUCCAGGGUGCUCUGGAACGAAAAUGGAAAGUUGAAUUGUGGGCCUGGCAUUCGGGUAUAACCAAUUAUCAUUAUUUCUACUCAGACCCGUUAUUUUAUGCCAAAAAUAAUAUGUAUUCUCCAGGUGUAGUGAAGAAACCAUUUCUUCAAACCACCUUCAUUCCUCUUGAUAAUUAUUACAAGAUUUUUUCUUGGGGCUACGGGGUAGCUAAUACUGAGGAAAUGAAGAUCCUUCAGUUAUCUGAUGGUGAUGAGAUACGCAUUUGGGAAAACGAUGAUGUGAUGAAUUGUUAUGUUGCAUUAGAUCUAUUUGGAUGGUGGCACCGAUAUAAACGAGGAAUCUUACUCUUAUAUUUUCGAAGUAAUGAAGAAUUACAAAAAGCGCAGUUGUGGGUACAUGAGAAACACCCUAAUAUACGGGUUAAAAAGUUAUAAAAUAUUGUUGGUGGGAAAAGUCUGAAAGAUGAUGUCAUUUACUUAUGCUAGCGAAUUUGUUAAAUCUGAUCUUUUAUUGUUGCUUUAUAGCUUAGCAUAUUGUUUCUAAUCUUUUAAAUAUAAUAAAAUUUACAACAAGAAAUUAAUUUUUAUUCUUGAAUAAUACUACUAUUGAGAAAAGAAUAGAAAGGGCAAGGAAGAAAAUUUUUAUAACGAAUAUUUAAAACCGCCUUUA
This is a messenger RNA of Rhizophagus irregularis DAOM 181602=DAOM 197198, 1466 nucleotides long. NCBI's taxonomy places the organism in Eukaryota, Fungi, Glomeromycota, Glomeromycetes, Glomerales, Glomeraceae. The record is from RefSeq and is a predicted model, not a curated record.